Paramuricea clavata is the source of this 503-nucleotide messenger RNA. Lineage: Eukaryota; Metazoa; Cnidaria; Anthozoa; Malacalcyonacea; Plexauridae. The record is from the annotation of a GenBank genome assembly.
AUGGCUUAUUCGGUAAGGAAACAUAGCGUUUUGAAUAUUUGUUUACGAUAGUUUCAGAGUCAUCUGAAUUUCUGACUAAUUUACUUUUUAGAUUAAUGUGUUAGAUCUGAUCAAGGCUUGUGAGGCUGAAAGUGAGCCCGACUUUCUUCAGGAGUCGUUUAUCCUCACUGAUGAGCAGAAAGAAGCUGUUCUUCAACAGCGCAUUAUUUUCUGGACGAACGCGAUGACCGAAGAUAUUGAACGUGAGAAUCCAGUUGGAGUUGCUGAUGGCUUCAUGGAUAAUUGGACCGAUGAUCAAGGUCGCCUAUUUAACGAAGACUGGGUCAACGACGAUGGUUUACGCGUGCUCGAACAGUUGCCUGGACCGUCAGAAAACCAGAUUGGUGAAGGGAGCAAGCGAAAGCACGCCAGUGACGACGUCCCGUCAAAACGCCAAAGACCAGAGGAGUAUUUUACAAUCAAAUCGGCGAGACAAGUCAAUGUGAGAAAAUUCAAGACGACAG